AUGUUAUUACGACUUUUCUCCCAACGUUCACUGUUAGGCAUCGUCCUUGCCAUUGGCAUCCUCAUUCUGUUGGCUUCCUUUCGAUUUCCCGAGUAUCUCCAUACUACCAACAGUCCCUUGCCCCUGGUGACACUGACGCCGACACCUGCACCUCCGGCACAAUUGUAUCCGUACUGUGAUGAUACCUUCUCCAAUUUCGAAGAUAUCCUGGUAGUCGUCAAGACUGGCGCAAAUGAGAUCCACGACAAGCUCCCCACCCAGCUCUUGACCGGACUCCGUUGCUAUCAAGACAUCCUCAUCUUCUCCGAUCUCGAACAACGCAUCGGCCCAUUUGUGGUUCAUGAUGCAUUGAAAAACGUUUCAGACACGGUCAAAACCCAGAAUCCCCACUUCGAUUACUAUCGCACCCUGCAAGACUACAAGAAAAAUGGACAAGAUAUUACCACUCUGAGGCAAAAGAGCGGCAAGGAAGCUUGGGAUUUGGACAAGUACAAGUUCCUUCACAUGCUGGAAGACGCAUGGAAUAUGCGACCUCAUCGAAAGUGGUACAUCUUCAUUGAGGCCGAUACCUAUUUAGUCCGCACAAAUCUGUUACUCUGGUUACAACGUCAGGACCCAUCACAACUUCUCUAUCUCGGCUCUCCAACUUAUGUUAACGGCGAAGGCUUUGCGCAUGGAGGUAGCGGCGUGGUGCUAUCCGGAGCCGCCCUGGCCAAAUUUGUCAACGGUGACCCUGGGAUCGCCGCGCGAUAUGACCAGAUGUUGAAAUCUGAAACAUUCGGUGAUUAUGUCCUGAUGAAGGCUCUACGCGACAAAGGAAUAGUAUUCAGCGGUCGCUGGCCUAUGCUCCAAGCUGAGAAGCCAUCAACUAUCCCCUUCGGCCCCGGACCAGACAAUGGAGUGAGGCAUUGGUGCCAACCUAUCGUCACCAUGCACCACAUUACCCCAGAAGAAGCAUGCGAUCUCUGGGAAUUUGAGCAGCAGAGGAAAAACCCUAAGGAACCUCUUCUCCUGAAAGAACUUUACCAGGACAUGAUCAAACCCAAGGUCCAUGCUACGCGUGAAGAUUGGUACAAUCUCUCCGAUGACCUCGUGUAUCGACCGCCAGACGUCAUUGGCGAUCGACAGAAGUCCCGCGAAGAUAUGUCGGCGCUAGAACGUGAGGCGCACCUCUCAUUUGAGCAUUGUGGCCGAGCUUGUGAAGAACAGCCUCGCUGCUUUCAGUACAUGUACUCGGAUCGGGAAUGUAGAUUCUCCUACUCUUAUCGAUUGGGCAGGAAGCAUCAUCCCGAAUCAGGGACGACGUUUAUGUCUGGGUGGAAUUUGGCCAAGAUCGCUCGGGAUCAAGCUGCGAACCAGUGUUCUUCUCCAGGAUGGUUAUGA
Rhinocladiella mackenziei CBS 650.93 is the source of this 1383-nucleotide messenger RNA. RefSeq lists its product as uncharacterized. Lineage: Eukaryota; Fungi; Ascomycota; Eurotiomycetes; Chaetothyriales; Herpotrichiellaceae. The transcript is spliced from 2 exons. The record is from RefSeq and is a predicted model, not a curated record. Bases 1 to 1383 code for a protein of 460 amino acids.